AUGGAGAUCGCGCUGGUGACUCUGGAGAACGGCGGCACCACGGCCAUCGCGGGCGGCGACGAUGCCGCGGCCGCCGGUGACCGGGCGCGCUGGCGGGGCAACUUGCUGCACCUCGCCGGCUCUCCGCAGCUGAGCGACGGCAAGGAGAGCGCCCCGCCGGCCCCGCCGCCCGCGGGGGACGAGGAGCGGGAGCGGCCCCCGCCGGGUCCCCGCGCAGGAGGCGGCGGCGGCGGCGCGGGCGGCCCCGACGAGCGGGCGGCGGAGCCCCGCGCAACCCCCGCGCCCCCGCCGCGGCCACCGCCCCGCGCUCCGCGCCCCGCCGCGGACAUGGGGCCGCCCGAGGAGGGGGGACACCGCCGGGGCAUGGCCAUGGCGGCGGCGGGCGACGAGGAGGAGGAGGCGGCGGCGGCGGCCAACCCGGGCCCCAUGCACCACCAGCGGGUGCUGAUCAACAUCUCGGGGCUGCGCUUCGAGACGCAGCUGGGCACCCUGAACCAGUUCCCCGACACGCUGCUGGGCGACCCCGACAAGCGCAUUCGCUACUUCGACCCGCUCCGCAAUGAGUACUUCUUCGACCGCAACCGGCCCAGCUUCGACGGCAUCCUCUACUUCUACCAGUCCGGGGGCAAGCUCCGCCGACCCGUCAACGUCUCCAUCGACGUCUUCGCCGACGAGAUCCGCUUCUACCAGCUGGGCGAGGAGGCCAUGGAGCGCUUCCGGGAGGACGAGGGUUUCAUCAAAGAGGAGGAGAAGCCCCUGCCUCGCAAUGAGUUCCAGCGCCAGGUCUGGCUCAUCUUUGAGUACCCCGAGAGCUCCAGCUCAGCCCGGGCCAUCGCCAUCGUCUCCGUGCUGGUCAUCCUCAUCUCCAUCAUCACGUUCUGCCUGGAGACCCUGCCCGAGUUCAGGGACGAGAGGGAGAUGCCCGUACCCCUGCCCCCCCAAGGGGGAGGUUUGAAUGGCACGCCUGGGGACUCCCCACCCAUGCAGCCACCGAGUAGCCUGGCUGAUCCCUUCUUCAUCAUCGAGACCACCUGUGUGAUCUGGUUCACCUUCGAGCUCCUUGUGCGCUUCUUCGCCUGCCCCAGCAAACCCGAGUUCUCCCGCAACAUCAUGAACAUCAUCGACAUCGUGGCCAUCAUCCCCUACUUCAUCACCCUGGGCACCGAGCUGGCCCAUGAGCAGCAGCAGCCCGGGGCUGGCAGCAGUAAUGGGGGUGGGGGCCAGCAGCAAGCCAUGUCCCUGGCCAUCCUCAGAGUCAUCCGCCUGGUCAGGGUUUUCAGGAUCUUCAAGCUCUCCAGGCACUCCAAGGGGCUGCAGAUCCUAGGACAGACUUUGAAAGCCAGCAUGAGGGAACUGGGUCUCCUCAUCUUCUUCCUCUUCAUCGGGGUGAUCCUCUUCUCCAGUGCUGUCUACUUUGCUGAGGCUGAUGACCCCGAGUCUCAUUUCUCCAGCAUCCCUGAUGCAUUCUGGUGGGCAGUGGUAACCAUGACUACCGUAGGCUAUGGGGACAUGAGACCUGUCACUGUGGGGGGCAAGAUUGUGGGCUCCUUGUGUGCCAUUGCUGGUGUGCUGACAAUUGCCCUGCCUGUCCCUGUCAUUGUGUCCAACUUCAACUACUUCUACCACCGAGAGACUGACCAUGAAGAGCAGGGUAUCCUCAAAGAUGAACACAGUAGUGCUCAGGGCAGCACUGGUGGGGGGGAAGUGAAGAGAAGACCCAGUAAAAACUCUCUGAACAAAUCUGUUGUGCACUUGGAAAACAGUGAGGAGUUCAACAGUGGCACCAGCUCCUUAGAGAAAGCCAAUAUCAAAGCAAAAAGUAACGUAGAUCUCAGAAAAUCACUCUAUGCUCUCUGUCUGGACACCAAUAGGGAAACAGACCUGUGAGGAAAGGAGACAAUUAGAGUUCAGAGGGGCAGAAGGAUUUUCUGGUGUCAGAAACUUGCUACUAUAAUUAUUCUUUUAUUACCAAUUAGUUUUUUAAGUCAGGCUGUAUUUUAUAAAUUGAUCACUGUCCUGAGCAGUCCUCCAGGAAUACAUGUUUUUAUGUUCUUUUUCCAUGACACAAAGGGUCACCUAUUUUUAAAAUAGACUAAGAAUAAGCUACGCUCCAUGAUGCAGGAGCUGGUAAAUUAUGACAGUGAAAAAUCUAAUUUGUAGAAACUUAUUUUAGCAAAUGGUCAUUGGUUUUAAAUGGAUAAUUUGUAACCAAUUCAGUUGCCCCGAGUUUAGUAUAAAGAACUGGGGGAUGUGUGUGUGGAGAACGACUGGAUUGGGGAUGGGAGGUGGGAGGUUGAGGGGUUUUGUACUGUAGUUUCAAACUGAAAUUAUUCAGAUAUAUUUUGUAUCUGUAUGACUGUAUUUAUGGUUGAAAGGAGAUUUCUUAUUCCUGUGAAAUAUGAUAUCAUUAAAGCACUAGGAACAUUAGCAGAUCAGCACUGAGUUUUCCAUUAGUGAUCAGUACAGAUCUGGUUAUCUUGUAUGUGAAGUGAAUUUGGUGCUUUGAACCCUAGAGCAGAAAACUUCUGUUGUCAUUGAUAUGUUAGUUUCUUGUGAGCCUUAAAUUAUUAAAUAUUGUAGAUAUACUUCUUUAUAAAUAAUUUUACUAGUUACCUUCCUCUUUCAGAAUUUCUAAGUAAUUCAGUCAUGUGCUUACCGGCCCCACUCAAAAAAGUAUGUGCAGCUUUUUUUUUUUUUGUGGUUUUACAGUUAUAUACCUUUGUUAUAUUUUUGAGACCGAAAGGAAAAAAACACACUGUUACUGGUUUCAAUCCAGUGGACAACAGAUCAAAAGUGAUCUGAACAGAUUUUCAAGUGCACAACAGAUCAAAAACAUGAGAGAGUGAAUAGGCACAAUGAGAAAGUAGAAUACUGAGUGCAAAAUCUGCAAAACUCCUUUCAUUAUACGCUCCAAAUUUCUUGAGCGUGUGUAUCAAUCACCUUUAUGUAUGCAAACACCAUUUGUGUACAGAGUUCUCUGGAUUUGGUUGUCUUAGACCGGGAGUCGAUGGCACUUCAGGAGUUGAACACAGCGUACCAUCGCGUGGCUUUUCUCUUGGACAUGGGUGGAAAGCACUAUCUUUUCAUCAAAACACACCCCUGGUUUCUUUUAUUUCCAAACAAAACCUUCUCAGUGCUGUGGAUUUUACAGUUGAGGUGUUGUUGAGAGAUGAGUGACACAUUAUCUUCAUCAAGAUCACAGCUUAUUCUGAAGACUGACACAAAGUUGCACCUUUAGCUGGAACAGCUUUCUUACCAUUUCUCUUGAAAAGGAAAUCUGUUUCCCCCUCGAACUUCUCUUUUAUUGCUGAAGGAUGUUCCAUGCCUUUCCCACAUCCUGUGGCACAGCAGGAGUAGCAGGGAAGAGAAGGCUUGAUUGUCAACAUUGCUCAAGCAGCAUUUGUUGUCCUGAGGUGCUGACUCCAGUGGAAGAGAUUUUAGUGGAAGCUUCUCCUGCAGUGCGCACAAGCUUCAUUUCAGAGCAACCUGGAGCUCAAGCAGGAGAGGUGCUCUGCAGAUGGCUCUCCACAUCGUCUUCCCUAACACACCAGUGAGGCACGAGACCGGGGCAGAAAUUCCAGUGUGGGGAGGGUGUGAGUCAUGAGAUGGCACUGACCAGUAGGAAGACACUGCUGCAGAGUCUGAAACCAAACCAGCCUAUUCCUUGUUCUCAAGUCAUCUUGGGUUGGAAGCUGCUGAAAACUUCCUUCUGGAUAAAUAACUGUGACGUCCCCAUCAUCCCCAGAAUUGGAUUUCUUCACUGGGAUUACUGAAACACUGGUCUCCUCCAAGGCUUCUCUCAUAGAGGAAUUGUUCAGCUCCACAAUAGGAGUGAGAAAAGUUUAAAUGCUUUGGGGCUCACUCCCAGGCACAAGACUUUAUUAUUUGAACUUUUGUUUGGAAAUAAAUUGAGUUCUUGUCAUAGAUUGGGCAUCUUCUCCCGUGGUUCUUACAUAUCAAACUUUCUCAUCAUUCUGGAAGAAGAUUCAAGUGUUUGUUCUCUUUCUUUUAUUGGCACUCAUCUUUAUUUAUUUUGUAUUCUUGAGAUGUGUGGCAUCUCUGGAGUUUGUAUUUCUUCUUUUAGUAAAAAAUGCUGUACAUACAAGUCUAGAAUGCAUUUGAAGAUUAGUCUAAUUUUUCAUGUGACUCUGACUUGAACAUUUUUCUGUUUAUGUUUAUAUUUCUAUUUCAAAUAUGUGCAUUACCUGUAUUCUUUAAGCCUUUUCCCCAUCUAUAACUCAAUAAAAUAAUGUCCACGUUCUUCAGAACCAUAUUUUGUGUGCCUGACAGUGAUAACAGUUUCUGAAUAAUAAUGAUUGAUAAUUUUAAAUGUGUUCAUCUAUAUUUAUAUCUAUUUCUAUAACUAUAUCUGUAUCUAUAUCUGU
This is a messenger RNA of Poecile atricapillus (Black-capped chickadee), 4385 nucleotides long. RefSeq names its product potassium voltage-gated channel subfamily A member 5-like. Gene Ontology annotation, biological process: potassium ion transmembrane transport; protein homooligomerization. The record is from RefSeq and is a predicted model, not a curated record. Gene Ontology annotation, cellular component: membrane; voltage-gated potassium channel complex. Bases 1 to 1887 code for a protein of 628 amino acids. NCBI's taxonomy places the organism in Eukaryota, Metazoa, Chordata, Aves, Passeriformes, Paridae. Gene Ontology annotation, molecular function: protein binding; delayed rectifier potassium channel activity. The transcript is spliced from 4 exons.